CCUUGUUUUCGACCAGCAGAAAAAUGCAAUUCCUGUUGCUUGGAUCAUAACUCCCAAUUUUACACAUGGUGAAAUACAUAGAUGGAUGGGUGCUCUAUAUGAUCGAGUUCGUACAAAAGGCCCGACAUGGCAGUUGGGCGGCUUCAUUAUUGAUGAUCCAUUGACUGAUGUGCGCACUAUAAGGGAAGUGUUUCUGUGCCCGGUGUUGAUUUCCUUAUGGCGUGUCUGUCACGCUUGGCAUAAAAAAUUGAUGAACAAGUGUUCAGAUUUUGAGAGGCGUUCAAUGAUGUCUAAACGACUUGGGGAGGCAAUAUCCAGCAUCAGAGGAAACGGUGAUAUAGAAUUAUUUCAGGCCUUCCUGGAAGAUUUUAUUGAUUGCUCUGGCUUUGUAGACUACUUCAAAGCUCUAUGGUUUCCAAGACUUGGGGCAUGGACAAGCGUCUUGAAGACCAACCCGUUGGCUACUGCUGAGGUAGCUUCAGCAAUUGAGAGGUACCACCACCUGCUAAAACUUCGGCUGUUGAAUGAGGCAGAUGAAAGCAUCUAUCAACAUGCAGACUGGUUGGUUCACAAGUUGGGUACAAAGGUUCACUCUUACUAUUGGUUGGAUGAAUUUUCUGGGAAGGACAGUUUCUCUCGCUACUGGAGGAGUGAGUGGAAAACCGGCCCAAACCCAUGGCAGCAGGGAUUGCAAAUUCCAGAUUCUGAUAUUGUAAUUGAAGGCAAUUGUGCUAGAGUGGUCUGCCAGAAACACAAGGAGAAGUCCCAUGUCGUUCUGAACCCAAGCUCUGAGCUUGCAUUGUGUGACUGUAGUUGGUCAAGCAAGGGAAACCUUUGCAAGCAUGCAAUGAAGUCGGCUAAGGAACAUGAACCUUAUGAUGACCCAUAGUUGGAUGUAUGUGAGAGAUGAACAUCCAGACAUCCUUGAUGACUGGGAUUCUAGGAAGACGAUCACAUACUCGACCAGCCCACCUGUCACCGCGAGAAUCAUCCUGGUAACAAUGUAGCUGAUCUCGGGAUUCAUAUUGUGUUCCUCAAGUUAUUUUGCAUCGUUUGAUCUUUUGUGUCUAUAUACUCCCCCUGGUGCGUCAUUUUCCUAAUCACAAGCAUUUAUUUCCUUCUUUUUGUAUCUUGCUUAGUUUUAAGAGAAACAUACAGAGAGAAAACUACUUUCAUGAUGGAUCUGCACUCUGCAAUUUGUUUUGCAUAUAACAUGGGACUGUUACUUUCAAUACAGUUGAUGUUAGGAGUAUUAGAUGCAUAUAUGAAGGAGUUCCAUCAACCAGGAUUUUAGAUGUUGCAUUAGAGUCAAAAAUUUAGACUGAUUUGCAAGAUGGAAUAUCAGAGAACACGUUUCAGACAUUCAGUGACCACCCAAAGAGACUAAUAUGCCACAUACUUGUAUGUUUCCUUUUUCAUCUUUGUACAAAACUAAAUGUAGAGAAGUAUUCAUUUCUCACUCAAACUUAUAUUUGUUUUCUAUUUAAGAAUGUUGAUUCAUAGAGCCCAAAUACGCUCUUUCAUUUCCUGGUGAGUUUACUUAGUAUGGGCCAGUGUAAGGUAAUAAAGAUGAUACUGUCGGUAGCUUCAUCAUCAUUGAUUAAUUGUUACUCCUUAUUUCAGAAAAUCUACAACCAAGAACAUUUGUUUGUGUCAGACAUCUUUAAUAACUGACGUGGAAGUAUUGACAGUUCUUCACAAGCUAAUUGUUUGAUGUGAUUAUCUCGUGGUGCUUUUGCUCCAGCUUCAAUUGCAUUGCUUCUGCUGUAUCGAUGGACUCUUUUCCCUUCGGUCAUUGAUUGAACCGAUUUGAUUCUGCAUAGCCGCAUAGGGAUAGGUACUUUUGAUAGUCUGCUAUACAAAAAUAUUUGGUCAGUUAUUACCCUCCCUAUGUAUCUAUUCUUUCUCAAGUUUGAAUUGUUAAUAUAUCUAUUAGAGGAUUAGUUAUCCGUCUGCGCAAGGACCAAUACAGGUUAAGCACCCAUUGUUUUAAAGUAGAUUGUCUCUAUUCUCAUGCACGUGGACUUUCGGGGUAUCGAUACAAUGAAGUUCCACAAUGAUUCUCUUAAUUUCUAGGUUUCAGUAUCUUUUAGAUUGGUGUUCAAAUCAUACAAUUUU
Molecule: messenger RNA, 2118 nt
Organism: Hordeum vulgare subsp. vulgare (domesticated barley)
Lineage: Eukaryota; Viridiplantae; Streptophyta; Magnoliopsida; Poales; Poaceae
Exons: 5
Coding region: 86-889 (267 amino acids)
Molecular function (GO): zinc ion binding
Source: RefSeq, a predicted model, not a curated record